AUGGAUCAAAGCGAGAUUACAAAGAAGGGACACGUAUGUAACAACUUUAUUUUAUUCCCACAGAAUGUUAUACUUCCAUGUACACAUAGUUCAUGUCAACAAGGAUCAGAGUGUCACGUGUUGAAAAAUGGAAGCACUGUCUGUGUCAAGACAGAAUGCGUAGACAGCCCUGUCGUGGCGAAUUCCACAAGUCUGGUCAGGGAGCGGAAGGUAGGACAACAGGUCACCAUUGUCUGCAAUGAAGGAUUCAUUCUUAGCGGAAGUCCACAGAGAACAUGCCUAGGAAAUGGACAAUGGACAGGUGCCAACAUCACCUGUAUAGAAUGCGGAGUCGAUGACUAUUGUACUUACAACCGAGCUCAAGAUAAUUGUUUCUGCCAAGGAAAGAAUCUACUCAAAUAUAAUCCAACAUCUAUGGAAAUUACCAAUAUAUACCCAGGUAGGUAAUGUAGGGGUGUCAAUGACAUUAAAGG
Pecten maximus is the source of this 473-nucleotide messenger RNA. Its product is annotated as inactive serine protease PAMR1-like. Lineage: Eukaryota; Metazoa; Mollusca; Bivalvia; Pectinida; Pectinidae. The coding region runs from base 1 to 447 and encodes 148 amino acids. The transcript is spliced from 4 exons. The record is from RefSeq and is a predicted model, not a curated record.